UAACUUUUGCAAAAACCUACAACAAACACCGCGCACUGACAGAACGAACAUGAAGGUGUGCUUGCAACUGCUCUUUUCCAUUAUUAUCAUCAAUUCAGCACUUGAAUAUUCUGACGUGGAUGCUGCUGGUAUCAGGACGAGGUCCCCCCAUACGCUGAGCAGAAAUUCAAAACGGUUAAGAAUUAUAAAGUGCUGCGGACAAAGAACUUGCACAGACCCUUUCAACAAAAAUAAGCAAACACAUGCCAAUGCCACUACUUCAUUCAAAACUCCAUCCUACAAACCAUCAAAAGAAGCGUCAACGGAAAAUGAAAAUAUGACCUCCACAAUCAACGUGAAUUCGGAGGUGGAAACGACUGAAUCCAGUGGUGAAACGGAGCCCUCCUUGAGUUCAGCAAACCUUUCUGAAUCAACAACGCAGGGAGUUUCAGUCACCGAUUCAACUUUGCCGAUUUCAACUCUACAAAAUAAUGCAAAUAAUCAAAUUAGUCAGUCGAUGAGCAGCACCAGUGACUCUUCGACAAGUCAACCUUCAUCAACUACAUCAACAGAAGCAAUUUCAACUAUGUCAACAACAAUUCCUUCAUCAAUAACAAGCACAGCAAUUGCCGUGUCAACGAUAACAACUGCAUCAACAACAAAAACUUCAACUGUCUUGUCCACUUUGACAACUGCUUCAUCAAUAUCAACACCAACAACAACUCAAACAACUGCUUCGUCAACAUCAACACCAAAAACAACUGCUUCGUCAACAUCAACACCAAAAACAACUGCUUCGUCAACAUCAACACCAUCAACAACUACUUUGUCAACGUCAACAACAACAACUGCUUCGUCAACAACUACAAUUACCACUACAACAACAACUCAAGUUCCUGAAAUCUACCCAACAUGUCAAACAAAUGUCCAGUCUAACCAAUCCUUUUUCAACUCUGACGGAACUCUUAACGAUCCUGAUAUUUAUGGCAUUUGGAUUCAGUCCUGCCAGCAGCAAUUUUUACUAGGGAAAUCGCUGGUAUCAUGGAACGAAAAUUUUAUAAAAUGUGGCCAAAUCGGAAUGGACCCUUUGGUUUUUGAAUCUCAAAGCAAACUGGAUUGCUUCGCUGCAUCACUCAAUUCGUUCAAUAUUACAAAAACUUACUGGACGUCCGCCUUCAAGAUGAACUCUAGUCAGGUUUCGUGGUGCUCAAAAAAUGGAACGACAGGCGUGGAAAAAUCUAUCCUGCUUCCGAAUAUCAUAGACGAGCAAAAAUGCCUCCAAUUCAACGCCACUAGCUCUCAAUUUUUCAACAAAAUGUGUAACGAUUCAUCAUACUUUGCUUGUCAGGGUCCGACAACUCCCGCGCCUGCAUGCUCGGCGCCUGUUUGUCCAAACAUAACCUGCGCGAAAAACCAAUCACUUUUUACAAGCGACCCAAAAGGACAAUAUUUAAGCAAGCCUCUUCUACAUGGAACUUGGUACGCAUACCAGGGAAGAAAAUUUUUAUUCAGUUUUAAUGGCAUAACCAAGACGUUCGAAGAUGCGAUUCAAGCAUGUUGUGAAUUGGGAAUGAAUCUGCUAAGUCUUGAAUACGACUACAAAUACAAAUCACUAAUCGCUUCAGCGAAAGCGACUGGGACCAAUGAUAACUUUUGGACGUCCGGUUCAGACAUGGGUUGUGAAGGAACAUACGGCUAUUGCACUGCAAAGCGGCUUCUGCGGAAAGAAGCAGUUUGGAUGCCUGGCCAGCCGGACAACUCAGGCAAAAAUCAAAACGCCUUGGCCGCUUACGUCAACGCCACUCAUGUACUUCUAUCCGAUUAUGACGAGACUACGGAACUCCGAUACAUUUGCGAGGCAAGAGAUUCCUCAAAUGCCUCAACUGGAGGAACAGCGAUUAGAAGCGAGUGUGCAAUGGCUUACAACGUUAGUCAAGCUGAAAUCGAUGGUUUGCUCAACCUGGCAUCUAUUGACCUGCGUAUAAAGUGUUUUAUGAAAUGUCUCGGGGAGAAUUCAGGAUUGUUUGUGAAUGGAAAGUUUGUCGAUAGCCAAGUAUUGGAUAUUUUGGAAAAAAUGUCUUCCGGAAAUUUGGCAGAAUUGAAGAAAAACAUGGAUUACAAGGAUGAGUGUGAACAAUCAACAACUGGUAUGGACGAGUGCGACAAGGCGGCGCAAAUGAUCCAGUGCACAAAAGAUAAAGCCCCAGAUGUGUUGAACAGCGUCAUUUCGGCCGUGGACAAUCAAACACCGAUUGAAAAAGUACAGCUUCCACCACCUGCUUUGUGUCCUGAUAUACCAGAAGGCGUUGUAAAUGAGACUUUAAAGGCGGCAUUUGAUAAUGCACCAUGGAACACUACCAUACCUGGAGGUUACGUUGGUGCCUGUUGUUGGAGGAGGUAUCUCUUUUCUGACUUUCAAAUGUAUCCCUCAGAGGGCUACAAAUUUUGCAAUUCUUACGGACUUAAAUUGGCGUGGCUGGAAAACGCGGGGGAAAUAAAUUGCAUUUGGUCAACAUGUACUACAACGCACCCUGAUGCUGUAAAAUGGACAUGGGUUGCUUUGACCAGGAACGGCAGUCUGGACAAUCCGCGUUGGUGCACGUCCUCGAUACCAUUCAGUGUGAGCGGUUACGCCAGCGUAGUGGACAACGACGUGAGUUACACCGGCUACGUCUACAAAGGGAGUACAAUGGAGUUGAUGACGUGGCAAGAAACGAGAAUUGAAUAUGUGCUUUGCAAGUAG
Molecule: messenger RNA, 2722 nt
Organism: Neocloeon triangulifer
Lineage: Eukaryota; Metazoa; Arthropoda; Insecta; Ephemeroptera; Baetidae
Exons: 24
Coding region: 50-2722 (890 amino acids)
Molecular function (GO): odorant binding
Source: RefSeq, a predicted model, not a curated record